AUGAAAGUAACGAGAGUACAAGCUCUAGCCAACGAGCAGGGCAAACUCCCGACCCAAUUCAUCCGCCCUGCCCAUGAGCGGCCUGGGAACAGCGAAGUCAUUGAGGGAGUCCAAGUGCCGGUAAUCUCCCUAUCACAGCCACAUGACGUGCUUGUCAAGGAGGUCUCAAGGGCAUCUAGUGAAUGGGGGUUUUUCCUCUUCACAGAUCAUGGGAUCUCAUCAUCGUUGAUCCAACGCUUACAAGAGGUGGGUCAGCAGUUCUUUGGGCUGCCACAAGAGGAAAAGGAAAGUUACGCAAAUGACCCAUCAAGUGGGAAGUUUGAAGGAUAUGGUACAAAGAUGACCAAAAACCAAGAUGAAACGGUUGAGUGGAUUGAUUAUUUUUUCCAUAUCAUGUCUCCUCCUUCAAAGGCCAAUUAUGACAUGUGGCCAAAAAACCCUCCUCCUUAUAGGGAAGUCACGGAGGAAUACAAUAAAGAAAUGCUGAGAGUUACAGAUGAGGUAUUGAAGUUGCUAUCCGAAGGGUUGGGUUUGGAAGAAAAGGCACUCAAGUCCUGUUUGGGAGGGGAAGAAAUUGAACUAGAAAUGAAAAUCAAUAUGUAUCCUCCAUGCCCGCAACCUGAACUGGCCUUGGGAGUUGAACCUCAUACAGACAUGUCUGCCCUCACCAUACUUGUCCCAAAUGAAGUUCCAGGCCUCCAGGUACGCAAAGAUGGCAACUGGAUCGCUGUCAAAUACCUACCAAAUGCACUCUUUGUCAAUAUAGGGGACCAAAUCGAGGUGCUAAGCAACGGGAAAUACAAAGCUGUCCUCCACAGAAGUGUGGUGAACAAGGAACGAAUGCGCAUGUCAUGGGCAGUGUUUAUUGCACCUCCACAUGAUGUCUCGAUUGGGCCACUUCCAGAGCUUGUGGAUGAUCAAAACCCAGCCAAAUAUUCAACCAAAACGUUUGCAGAGUACCGAUACCGCAAAUUUAAUAAGCUCCCUCAGUAA
Messenger RNA from Dovyalis caffra, 993 nucleotides. The record is from the annotation of a GenBank genome assembly. NCBI's taxonomy places the organism in Eukaryota, Viridiplantae, Streptophyta, Magnoliopsida, Malpighiales, Salicaceae.